GUAUAGUGAGCUUUUCGUCACAUUAUGACGACGGCGAGAGGGUUUUUAAAACACAGUUGCUAUUUUGAGCUCUGCUUCAGAUUCUGGCAGGGUGUUUAUAUAUGAAGCCCACACCUCCCUACGCCCCGUACGCGGGGGCCCCUCCCCUUCUGCCUCCUCAGACUUUUUAAAAAGUCUGCUAAGGCACCGAUAGCCCCAAAGGAGACAGAGCCAGCAGACACCCACCCGUCAGGCCAAAUUACGACAAGACUCCUGUUUACUUUUUUUCCACUCAGUCCUCUCAGGCAGUUUCUUUUUUUCUUCUUGUUGUUUGCGCAAUACCCGGAGAGCCAUAUUUAUACAGCUUGAGAAGGGAGUUGGUGCUUUUAUUAUAUUGGGUGGUUUGUACUUCGACUCUCUUUCCCAGCCUGUGCUUUUGGUGAAGGCUUGCCCCAAGGACUGGACUUAACUGACUACUGACUUCUCUGAUCAUCUCAUCUCACCUCCUGAGGACAAACAACAUGGCACAGAGACAAAACUCCAACAGAGACCCCAGCAUUGAACUCUUCAUCAAGGCGGGUCAUGAUGGGGAGCAGGUGGGGAACUGCCCGUUCUGCCAGAGGCUCUUCAUGGUGCUGUGGCUGAAGGGAGUCAAGUUCACCGUCACCACUGUGGAUAUGAAGAAGAAGCCAGAGGAGCUGAAAGACUUAGCCCCAGGGACCAACCCUCCUUUCCUACUCUACAAUGGAACACUCAAAACGGACUUCAUCAAGAUCGAGGAAUUUCUGGAGCAGACUCUGGCCCCACCAACUUACCCGCACCUAAGUCCUCUGAAUAAAGAGUCCUUUGACGUGGGAGCGGACAUCUUUGCAAAGUUCUCUGCCUAUAUCAAAAACAGCCCCAACAACGCCUUCCAAGAAAAGAACUUGCUACGUGAGUUUAAGAGGCUAGAUGACUACCUGAACUCCCCGCUGCCGGAAGAGAUUGACCACAACUCCAUGCAAAACAUCACGGUCUCCAGGAGGAAGUAUCUGGACGGCAACCGACUCACGCUGGCUGACUGCAACCUUCUGCCCAAACUGCACAUCAUCAAGGUUGCAGCUAAGAAGUUCUGUGGCUUUGAGAUCCCAAGUCAGUUCACAGGAGUGUGGCGCUACCUGAACAAUGCCUACGAGAGAGAGGAGUUCAGUCAAACCUGCCCAGCUGACCUGGAAAUCGAAAUCGCCUACAACAGUGUGGGCAAACGGCGAUAAACGCUCACAUGCACAUUCAAUGUAAUACACACUGUUACUGAACAUCCUUUUGCCAUUCGUUUUGCCAAUGGCAAGGCCUAAUUAUACAUAUGUAUGUGUUUUUUAAUAGUUAUAUUAGGGUGCCCACAUAAAAAUGAUUGGGGUCAAAAUGAAAAGCACAAUUUAAAACAAAAACCAAAGAUUUCACAGAUAUCUCAGGAAUAAAAAUAUUCCUGGGAUUCUCACUGGUUUAUGAUGUUUGAAGUAUGGUUUAUCCAUUUCACUGAGAGACAGAUGUUCUACAAAAUGCAAAAUAAAACCAGGAAAUUUAGGGUAGCUGCAUGCUGCAUUCAUCAAUGAAACACACACAGACACACACACAGACACACACACACACACAGACACACACACAGACACACACACACACACACACACACACACACACACACGCACACGCACACGCACAUAACUAUUCCAAUGGAGCAGCACAUAACUACUACAAUGAAGGCCAAGUGUGCGAUUCACUGUAUGUCCACCAAAGACUCGUUGUUUUGUCAAUAUUGUAAAUAAGUGUUAAUACUUUUUUAUGACUCUACAUGUGCUUGCAUGUUUUUUUUAUUUUAUUUUAUUUAAUCUUGUCAACCACAUGAUUGAGAUGCAUUCCAAUGAAAUGAAUUACAAGGUUGCGAUCGAUAUGGCAGACAGUGCAUUAUCUUCUUUUGACAAAGUUCACAGUGUUUAAUUCAAUAAACAGAUAAGGAUAUAACAAGCAUGAGCCAUGAUUAGAACAGGACGUCAAGAACCACAUAACUGACAGCGUUUGCACAUAAAUGGUUGUACUGUUAUACUGUUUGAUUCAUCUGAUAUUCUAUGACUUACAUUCAAAUGUCAGAUUUAAACGUAAAUAAAAGAUAUAAAUGAUGUGA
Messenger RNA from Engraulis encrasicolus (European anchovy), 2137 nucleotides. It is a transcript of the gene clic2, whose product is annotated as chloride intracellular channel 2. Gene Ontology annotation, molecular function: chloride channel activity. Gene Ontology annotation, biological process: chloride transmembrane transport; negative regulation of ryanodine-sensitive calcium-release channel activity. NCBI's taxonomy places the organism in Eukaryota, Metazoa, Chordata, Actinopteri, Clupeiformes, Engraulidae. The coding region runs from base 501 to 1232 and encodes 243 amino acids. The transcript has 6 exons. The record is from RefSeq and is a predicted model, not a curated record.